ACUGGGCGCGGUCACACGAAAAUAUACAGGUCUUCUAGCAUCCUUCUUCCUGCACUCCGUACUCUCGUGGGAUCAGCUCACACGGGUAUCACCAGUCAGAAGAUCAUGACGGCGACCACAUCUCUCCUUGUUCUGCUUGUAUCAACAUCUACACUCGUCGCGGCAGGUGCAUCACUCCAAGCGACAUGCCAACCUGGCUCCAAUUCCUGUCCCCCCAACUCGGCUUGUAAGAUCUUCAACAAGAAACAGGAGUGUCUGUGUGACCCCAAGUUCCAGCCUAGCCCCACCGGAUCCCAAUGUCUGAAGAUUGUGGACCUGGGUGGCGACUGCGCAGACGCAGCCGGAACAACAUGUCGCAGAGGCCCCUGGGGAAAAGCCGAGUGCAUCGACGGUGUAUGCGAAUGUUCCGUGGCUUCAGGCUACGAACGGGCGAGUAACAACCGCUGCAAAAACGCCCCCAUCACCGUGGGCUACUCCCUUCUCGGGGAGGAGUGCAGCGCGACUAGGGUGUGUCAGUUCGCCCUAACGCAGCAUUGUGUGAACAGAAAAUGCACGUGCAAGCCGGACUUCAAGAAAGCGGGCGAAGACAUCCAGUCUGCUAAGCCCUUUGUGGACGAAUGUGUGAUGUCUGAUAUCGUGAUUGAAUCGCCAUAGAUAUAUGAAGAUCCUGUCAACGAUCAGAAGUAACGUAAUCUGUGUUUUUAACUGUGGCGGUGACAUGUGAAUAAAUGAAUGUUGAAUAUAUGCAUAUUGACUU
Molecule: messenger RNA, 757 nt
Organism: Haliotis rubra (blacklip abalone)
Lineage: Eukaryota; Metazoa; Mollusca; Gastropoda; Lepetellida; Haliotidae
Exons: 5
Coding region: 106-654 (182 amino acids)
Source: RefSeq, a predicted model, not a curated record